Molecule: messenger RNA, 5407 nt
Organism: Microbotryum saponariae
Lineage: Eukaryota; Fungi; Basidiomycota; Microbotryomycetes; Microbotryales; Microbotryaceae
Source: the annotation of a GenBank genome assembly
AUGAAGCAUUGCGAGAUGCAGAAGCCGGAUAACGCACCCGCUUUGUAUUCAUCUUCGAGACAAGGAUUCUGCAUGGUUGAAGGAGUGGGAUUUUACGUUUGUGAUUGAUGUGAUGCGGAGGCGGAGGCGGAUGAUUUGCCUCCUCUCGCGCUGGCACUGUCUGCGACGAUCCGUCCUCAUACAGUGACACCUCUUUGUUGCAAAGGUAGGCUGAGCCGAUCUAUGGACUUGUCCAACAGUAGUUGCAGCCAACUGACAUCUAGAAGCUUUGUUCGCAGACUCCAAAUUGUGAUCCGAUCCACCAUCUCGAAGUUGGUGUGUUGGGAAUGAGGGUUAGGAACCGCGCGUUCUUUGGUAAUCUGUUUAGAAGCGCUCGUCUGUUUAGUGAAGCCUGGCGAUGCGCACCAACCGUUGUCUUCUCUCCACGGUUGGAUUACACGCUCGUCAGGUACGCAUGUUUAGCUUCACAGCCACUUUCGUUGCAAUUAACUGACGGUUGGAUUACACGCUCGUCAGUCUCUUAUUUGGUAGCGUCUGUAUUGCCGCAAGGCACAGAUCCGCACGCAGAAAAGGCGCAGCGCAUAUCCAAGAUGGCUACGACCACGGUGGAUUCCGGGUCCGCCAUUCAUCGCGGCCUUAUGGGCGACUUGUAUGGCAACGUCGACGCCACGAAUUGGGGAACGGCCAAGGAUCGACUCCAACGGGUGUUGGAGGGCGAUGGCCGGUUCAAGCACGUCACCACCGAACUCAGCGUUGGCCCAGAGCCCGAACAGUCCGAGUUCACCCGUACGCAAGGUGGCUCCACAGUGGCCGACGUAGCCACGUUCCGUACACAACAUCGGAUCUACCGUCAUGACGUCGACGACCUCGAUCAAGCCUUGGCGCAGGCCCGCAACAUCUUGUUCGUGUGCCUGGGGGAGGCCACGUUCGCGCGCAUUGCAGAUCAGCCAACGCACGAGCUGUGGGCGGCCCUCGAUAAGGAUCUCGGCGCCGCAUCCCACGACUUCGCACGGUCGGAGAAACUCGAUGCCCUGUUUUCGUACCAAGCCUACGUCGACGGAGACCCUCUCGACCCUUGGUUGUCGCACUUCAACCGGUUGUUCACCGAUCUCAACGCCGCGCACGUUUCCCGCGACAAGGCUUACCAGCGCGCCAAGAUCGACGGGGUCAAGUACACGCAAGCUGAGUUUGACAAAUGGGUUCCGCCGCCUGCGUUGUCGGAAGGCAUCCGCAUGGACCUCUUGAAGGCGAGGAUGCCACGGCCUAUUGUCACGGUUAUCGACGCCCUCGGCCCUCUCCCGUCGCUGAGUGAUGUGGAGGGCGCGAUUCGUCGCGCGGCGAUGUCUCGCUCUUCCGGCACCGACGUCGCCGAAGCCCUCGCGGCGAAGACUCAGGGUCGUCGCAGGCGCCCCGCUCGUUCGUCCGGCAAACCGAAGUCCAGUUUUCUCUCGGCUUCAAAGGUACCGGGUCUCGUGGACAAGUGGCCGCACGGGGUUGCGCAGAACGGUCGCCUGAGGCUGGGCCCGUUGCAGUGUCGGAAAUGCUACGAGCAGGGUCAUCUUGGCGACGAAUGUACCGUCCCCGCGACCGAACUGUCCCGUCGUCGGGUUGCCGUCUUAGCCAAGCACAACAUCUCCAUCGGCGCGGCCGACGCGAUGGCGCUCGUGGCUGAGUACGGUCCCGACCCAUCGGUUGACGACGACUCUUACGAGAAUUUUUUUGCCGACGUCGCCCUUGACACCGAAGUCUCUGCGCUGUACUUGCACGACGGUCCCCGCUACCUCCUCGACUCGGGGGCGACGCGCCACAUGACCACUCGUCGGGAUCUCUUGGUCGAUUUCCAGCCUUUCACGACGGAGCGUGUGCGCGUAGUCGGCGCAUUCAAGUCCAGCGCCAUGGCUGUCGGCAAGGGCACCCUUCGCUUUGACGCCAAUGGGGUGCCUCUCGAGCUCCGCGACGUCCUUCUCGUCCCGGGUCUGUCCGCCGAGCUCGUCUCUCUUGCCAGUCUCAUGAAGGGCGGGUACCAGCUGUCUGGGAUUUGCGACGCCGCGGGCGAACACUCUGGUCUCACCGUCUCGGGUCCGGCUUCGAACCUCACCUUCGCUCUCGAUCGCAACCACUACGUUCUCCAGGCGCGUCCGGCCUCACCUCCUCUGGCGGAUCACCAAGCGCUGACAGCCACCUCCUUGCCUACAGAUGUAGUGCUUUGGCAUCAGCGUUUGGGUCAUCUGUCCUGGGGUCGUUUGGUAGAACUUGCUAAGUCGGGCGACAUUUCCCUCGACAUCUCUGCUGUAACCCGGGAUCAACUUCGUCUCCUUGAUCAGUGCGAUGCCUGCUGCUCCGGCAAGGCCGUGUCUGCCCCCAGUCGUGAGGCUGCCCACCACCCCGCCGACGCACCUUUCGCUCGGGUCUUCGCCGACGUGUGGGGGCCUUCCCCUGUCCCUGCUCUCUCCGGCGUCCGAUAUCUGUGCGGUAUCACGGAUGAAUACUCACGUUUUCGCUGGGUUCGCGGCAUUCGGCUCAAGAGCGAGGCUUCGUCCGUACUCAAGGGCUUCGUUGCGAUGUCGAAGAUCCAGUACGCUGGCCCGGGAGUGGCGACCUUGCGCACGGAUAGGGGGGGUGAGUUCGUCAACAACGACCUCCGGGAUUGGCUUGCUGAGCGGGGCAUUUUUCACGAGCUAUCCACGGCAUACGAGCACGGUCAGAUGGGCAUACAGGAGCGGAGUUGGCGUACGAUUUUCAACUCUGUUCGGGCGUGGCUUCAUCGUUCGGGACUGCCGUCAUCGCUGUGGGAAGAGGCUGCGCAGGCGGCCAUCUACGUUAUCAACCUCCUCCCGUCGUCGCCUCUGCAGCAGCGCACCCCUGAUGCCGUUCUUCACGCCGCUGCGGGUCCCGUUACGUCCACCCGUCGUCCCCGCAUCGAUCGUGUCAAAACCUGGGGCUGCGCCGCCCAGGUACCGUUUGCUCCCGAACAGCGUUCCAACAAGUUGGCUCCGCGUUCGCGCCUGUGCUACUUUGUCGGGUACUCUUUGCGCUCUAAGGCCUGGCGCUUCUACGACCCGGUUGGCAACAAGGUCUUCGAGUCGUCUCAGGCCAAGUUCUUCGAAGAUCGCUUCUUCCCCGCCGCGGCAAACCCUGUACCUACUGUUGUUGCGCCCGCCGUUCUGUCCUAUCCGUCCGCCCCGCGCAGGGUUCCUCCUCCCGACCUUCCCCCUGACGACGACGAUACUGUCAAUCCUGCGGGCGUCGCACCUGCCGUCGCUGCCGCUCCCGCUGUUGCCCCCGCCGCUGCCGUCCCGCCCGCGGCUGGUCCGGUCGACGUUGUGGCCCCACCUGUUCCGCCCUCCCUCGUGUUCUCCAACCCGGGUCCGGCGAACGCCCCUCCUGUGGGUGAUCGUUCCACUCGUGCUCGUCGCCCCCCUGACUACCUGGGUUUCGCCCGCGCGGCUCACGACUUGGAGUUCGCCGCGCACGCCUCCGUCUCGAUCGAGGACUUUGACGAGGACGAUCCCGAAGUCCAGCUGUACUCGUACGAGGAAGCAACUGCCUUUCUUGCCAAAGUCGACAAGGACGACGCCCCUUCCGUUCGCGCGGCACUCGCUGGUCCGUUCCGCGACUACUGGCUGGCGGCCAUGGCGACCGAGGAGGGCGCACUGGCGGCGAAGCAAACAUUUUCCAAACCGCUUCGUCCCCCUCACGGGGCUAUCAUAAUCGGCAGCAUGUGGGUCCUCAUGGUGAAGCGCGACGCCGAGGGCAAAAUCGUAAAGUACAAAGCUCGCCUCGUUGCGCGUGGGGACAUGCAGAGGCGUCGUGGUGAGCAAAUUGACUCGUUCUCGCCUACUGGCCGCGCCGCCUCCCAUCGCCUGCUGCUCGCCCUUGCCGUUGAGAACGAGUGGGAGACCCGGCAAUUCGACGUCUCGUCGGCAUACCUCAACGGCAAUCUCGGUGGGACGGAGAUCUACAUGCGCCUGCCCAGUGGGCAAGUCGUGCGCCUUCAGCGCGCGCUGUACGGACUCGUCCAGGCGGGUAGGGAGUGGUACAAGGUCUUCACCGAGUGGAUUUUGUCGAUCGGCUUCACGCGUACCGACAGCGAUCAUGCCGUCUUCAUUCGCAGGGAAGGGGACAAGCGCUGUUUCCUUUCCAUCCAUGUCGACGACGGACUGCUCACGGGUGACGGCGACCUCGACGGCGUUCUCACUCAGCUCAAGGCGCGUUUUGAGGCUCGCAGCACGGACGAGGCGUCUUUCUUCCUGGGUCAGAGUAUAAUCCGUGAGGGCAAAACGGGUGCGGCCAUCGUUACUCAAUCUCAUUUUGUGGAUGCGAUUCUCGAGGAAUACAACAUGGCCAACGCCUCCCCGCGCCCCACCCCGCUUGCGGCACCGUCGACGCUGAGGAACCGUGUGAACUCUGAUUUCGACCCCGCUUCCAUACCGUACCGUGCCAUUGUCGGCAAGCUUCUGUAUCUGUCCGGCACUACUCGGCCCGACAUCGCUUUCGCCGUGUCCAAGGCUGCUCGUUUCUGUAACAACUUCGAGGCGGAACAUUGGGAGGCGCUCAAGCACAUUCUCCGGUACCUCGUCGGCACUCGUAACUUUGGCAUUCGAUACCAGAAAACCCAUCAGCCGAUGUCAGCCAUUUUGGAGGGUUUUGUCGACGCGGACCAUGGUGCCGACCCUGUGACCCGCCGCAGCGUCUCGGGUUACGUCUUCACGUGCGCUGGCGGGGCAAUCUCCUGGAUCGCCAAACGUCAGACUCUUGUCACUCUGUCGAGCACCGAGGCCGAAUAUGUGGCCAUGUCGUACGCUGCUCGUGAGGGGAUCUGGUUGCGUCGGCUGCUGGCCGAUCUUGGUUUUGAGCAGACAUCGCCGACUCGUCUGAGGGGUGACAAUCAAUCGGCUAUCACUCUGGCCAAGCACCCGGCUUUCCAUGCUCGCACCAAACACAUCGGGAUCCAUUUCCACUUCAUCCGAGAUCACAUUGCGGAGGGCACAAUCGAGAUGGUCUGGGUGCCCACGGGCACCAUGGCUGCGGACGUCCUCACCAAAGGGCUCGGGACUCAGAAGCACUAUCAGUUUGUACACGCGAUGGGGCUUAUCGAUUCAUCGCGUGAAGGGGCGAGUUGGUGUGUUGGGAAUGAGGGUUAGGAACCGCGCGUUCUUUGGUAAUCUGUUUAGAAGCGCUCGUCUGUUUAGUGAAGCCUGGCGAUGCGCACCAACCGUUGUCUUCUCCACGGUUGGAUUACACGCUCGUCAGGUACGCAUGUUUAGCUUCACAGCCACUUCCGUUGCAAUUAACUGACGGUUGGAUUACACGCUCGUCAGUCUCUUAUUCUCGAUUCACCAGGAAUUCUGAGAUUCUUUCUUUUCAUUUCUCGAGAUCUAAUCGUUUGAUCGUGGCUCUAGUUUGA